GCUAACUACAUAAUAAUGGGACUUUGAACUGUUUUCUAUCAAUUAUUGAUGAUAGGUAUGGCACCUAUGCAUUGAUCUGUGCAUGUAAGUGCUUGAAGCAAGGCCCCACCAUAGGUUACCUACCUACCCCGCUACAACCACCCGCUACAUCAUCGCGGGGCGCAUACAGCGAGAUCGCAACAACGCUUACACAUCAAAUCAGAAGCAAUUACCUACCUGCGGAAAAGAACAGCAGUAAAACUAAUCGAAUCCUAUAAAUCUCCAAAAAGACAAUCCAUACCAUCAGGAAGAAAAUACCAUGGCCAGCACAACAUCCAUAACAGAAGAAUCGCUAAAGACCGCCCUGACAGAGCGUCUCAAAGCAACCCAUGUCGAAGUAACCGACAUGUCAGGCGGCUGCGGCCAAUCCUUCACCUCCCUAAUCGUAUCCCCCCUAUUCGCCGGCCAAAGCAGUCUGAAGCGACACCGCGCCGUCAACGCGGCGCUGCGCGACGAGAUCGCCGCCAUCCACGCCUGGAGCGCGAAAUGCCAGACGCCCGAGGAAUGGGAGAAGGCGCGCGCGCCGUCUACGCAGGAGGGUAGCGGCGAGCCGCAUCCACCGCUGGACGGCACGGUGGGGGGUAAGGUGGACGGGGUGAAUGCUUGAAGGAGGAAAGAGGAUGGAUGGAUGAAGGGAAGAAAUGAGAUGAGGAAUGCAGGGAGAAAGGAAAUACCAGUAAUGAGCAAAUAAACGCCGAGCCGAGAGUGGGAGGAUAUGGUAAGGGCAUAUAUCCAGGGGAUGAAUGAAUCGACAGGCAAAAUCUGCCCUGACAAGCUGGAUCUAGGAUUUUCGGGGCCACGGCACAGCAGAGCCGCCCCUACAUACCAAAGGCUACGGGAAUCACAAAAUAGCGCACAGAGAGAGGGAAAUCCAGACACGGAACGAGCGAGACUGCCAAUUCCACAGUUUUUGUAUCUAUAGAUCGGAUUAGGCAUAUCAGCGUUCGGCUCUUCAAUCCCCAUAAUGUUGAACUUGAAGUUAAUUGCAACCACCAUGUAUGUCUUAGGUACGAUAAUAAAACCCGUGUUUUUUCGUUUCCGUCAACGAAAGGGGAAAUACUAUUCGCCUUUUGCUCCAACAAACUGCCCUGCCCUGCCCACCCUUCACGGAGCCAAAAUAUUUAUCCCUGUGUACAUAUACCUCCGUCGAGGCGCCGUGGGUUCUCGUCUACC
Xylaria bambusicola is the source of this 1212-nucleotide messenger RNA. RefSeq names its product bola domain-containing protein. Gene Ontology annotation, biological process: intracellular iron ion homeostasis. Gene Ontology annotation, molecular function: 2 iron, 2 sulfur cluster binding. The transcript is spliced from 2 exons. Lineage: Eukaryota; Fungi; Ascomycota; Sordariomycetes; Xylariales; Xylariaceae. Gene Ontology annotation, cellular component: nucleus; cytosol. The coding region runs from base 299 to 646 and encodes 115 amino acids. The record is from RefSeq and is a predicted model, not a curated record.